Capsicum annuum is the source of this 2297-nucleotide messenger RNA. RefSeq names its product protein PHYTOCHROME KINASE SUBSTRATE 1. Gene Ontology annotation, biological process: phototropism. The transcript has a single exon. The coding region runs from base 475 to 1896 and encodes 473 amino acids. The record is from RefSeq and is a predicted model, not a curated record. Lineage: Eukaryota; Viridiplantae; Streptophyta; Magnoliopsida; Solanales; Solanaceae.
AAUUUGACCAAUCGAAAAAAUUAGAAAACAUUUUAAGAAAGAAAAUGUUUCCUCCACACCAAUAGGAAUAACUUUUUUAUCCUAAAGAUAAAAUCUGCGCACAUUCUACUAUCCUGAGACCACACUUGCGAAAUCACACUCCUUAUUCUAUUAUUGAUGAUUUUCCUCCAUACCAAACACACCCUAAAAUGUGGGAUAAGUGUCAAAGAAAAAUCACAAUCUGAUGUUAACUCUAAUAGGUGAAGGAAGAAAAAGGGGUGUAGCUUUAUUAAGCACCAUCAACUUCAAUAGUGAACUGGCUUCCUUUUUCCUUUUCCCUUUUCCUCCCAUGUUUCCAUCAUAUUUGCAUCCAAACUAUAUUUUAAUCAGUUUCCUAUUGUAAUUUAGUGCUUCCAAGUUCCAUCACAAAGCACUUUCCCCUCACCUAUUUUUGAUUAUCUUACAUUAAACAAGAAAGACUUACUUCUCACACAAAUGCAAAACUUAGUCUCCAAUAUGGCUAUGGUCAAACUAGUAGAAGCCACCAAAAGUGGUACCAAUCUUCUUGAUGCCUCAUUUUCUUCUUACUUGAAUGAUACUGAAGGAACCAUUGUACUCAAUCUUGAAUCAACUAGAAAUUUGAGCAAGAAAGCAGGUGAUGAAGAAAUUGACAUCUUUAGUGCAGAAAAAUAUUUCAAUGAAGGGGUUGAUCAAGAAAAUGAUGAGCCACAAAACAAACACAAGUUCAAUGAUCAGCCAGUUGUUAAUAUAGUUUCACUGCAACAAAAGACUAGACCUUUAACUCCAAGUGUUCAUUCAGAAUCAAGUUGGAAUAGCAGAAGUGCAUUGCUGCAGAAGAUUUCAAGAAAUCAUCAUCAGCCACUGCCGACAAAGGUUAAUAAUCAGUCUUAUGGCAAGAAAUUCCUUGCAAGAAUUGGCUGUAAUUGUUAUUGCAAAGACAAGAACUCUGUUGAGGUAGAUGAUCAACUUUCCGAAAACAGUUCUAACAGGGGGAAAUAUCAUGGCAAAUCAAAGCAAAACCCCAUCAAGACUAGAAGUUCUGAGUCCACUACAAUAGGAGCUAAUCAUCAAGACUUGCACUUCAAGAAAAUUGAUGAAUUGGGACUUGGACUGAAAACAGAUGAGCGUUUUGUCGUUCCUGUUUUCGAUCCUAAAGGUGGAAAUCCAGGGGUGAAGAAACUACCCCAACAGGAAGAAGAAUCAAGAAAGUCUCUAGAAGUGUUUGGAUUUCCAAUAACAGAGAAAGAAAGAAGUAAAUUCAGCCUUGAGAAAAAGAUAAGCAUGUUAACAUGGGAUGCAAUUGUUCCAAAAGCUGAAGAAAUCGAUAUCAUCAACAUAGGGGCAAGUUCAAAUGGAACAUAUGAGGAUGAUUAUGCAGAAAGUGAUGCAAGUUCAGACUUAUUUGAGAUUGAAAGUUUCCCAAGCAACAAUACAGCCAAUCCAAGUCUUGUUAGACAAGGCUCAGAUGGCAUGUCUUGUUAUGCUCCAAGUGAAGUUAGCAUUGAUUGGAGUGUGGUCACUGCUAGUGCAGCUGAUUUCUCUAUAAUGUCUGAUUCAGAAGAUUUCAAAACACCCUCAAUUAGAACCAAUCCCAAUAACAGAAUUGCCCACAGUGGGAGAGACAAAACGAAACGUCGAUCAGGCAUUCUUCUGGGAUGCAACAGUCAUAAAGCUGUAGGAGUUGUGGGAGAUGCAUAUAAAGCUAGUGAAAAAACAUCAGUAGAGUUGCCUCAGAGGAACUUAAAGAGUCAUGAGCCUAUUAUGCCAAUGACAAGGUUUCAUGCUGAGAGCAAAGUGAAUCGAUUCGAUGGAGGAGAUAGGAAAUUACAUGAUUUUACGACAAGAUCAAUUGCUAGCACAUAUACUGGACGUCCUGCAGAUUUCUUGUAUAUUUAGAAGUGGAAAAUUUUGUGUGUGUAUUAGAACUUUAUGUGACUUUAGUAUUUCCACUUUUUUCUAACCGUGGUGUCGGGUCAGCUUGGAUGCACCUUGACUAAUUCCACGGAAUACCAACAACAAGUACCAGGUAACAAGUACCAGGUAACUUUAUUAGUAUUUCAAAUUUUUGUCUAUGCAGUUGAAGAAUAAAUUAAUAAAGUUAGGAGUAUUUUUGUUAGUGCUUGUUCUUGUUCUAGUGUGUAACUGAGAUUCAUAGUUUUUAAGUAUUUGUUGUGAAUUGAACUGUCCAAAGUUUGGAUACAUCCUGUUGAUUUUGUAAUUGUGUUUUUGGCUUAUUACCAAAGCUAAUGUAACUGAAUAAUGAUAUUGUCCUUUAUAAUAUAUCAAUUCUUAGCUUA